AUGCACAUUGAAGUCCAAGUUGCAAUAAACUUCAUCAUCUCCUACCUGUACAACAAGGUACCAAGGCGGCAAGUCAACAUCUUUGGUGAGGAGUUAGAGAAAGUAUUAAAGGAAAAAUUCAAUGGUCACUGGUACCCGGAGAAGCCAUUUAAGGGGUCAGCCUUCAGGUGUCUCAAGACUGGGAACUUAAUUGACCCUGUGCUGGAGCAAGCUGUAAGGAAGAGUGGGGUACUUUUCCAGGACAUCUUAGAGAACCUCCCUCAGGAGCUGAUGAUUUGGGUGGACCCUGGUGAGGUUAGCUACAGGAUCAGCGAGAAGGGGGUGGUCAAGGUACUCUUCAGUGAGGCUACCAACAUCCAUAAAGACAACUUUGCCAACAGAGAGGUCAACAAGACUCUUAACCCAGAGGCUCAAUGUUUCAAACCUAUCAAUACAGUUAGUAUGGGACUAGCCAACAUGAGUCUAUCACCUCACAAGCCAGCAUUGCCACAUCCCAUGAGUGCAGUAUCCUCUACUUCUACAUCCUUAGCACCUCCUAAGACAUUGCUCAGCUUAGCACCAUCCUUCAUGACCUGGCCUACCCAGCCACUCACUUUCACCUACACCACCUUUGCCCAGACCAAGUUUGGCAGCACCAAACCUAAAACCAACAGCAAGAUGACUAACAGGAUGUCACCCAUGGAGUUCUCCAACUACAUCAAGCAAAAAGCCAUGCAGAAACAACUCCAUGUCGUACCCACAUCUCUAAGUGCCCAAAAUCUCUCCCCUGCCCAUUACUCAGCUACUACCCAUUCAAGGGCUGAAUACAACCCACAGUUAGACUACCACUCUCAUAUUUUAAAUCUCUACCUUAUGCAGAAAGCCAUACAGAAACAACUCUAUGUUGAACUCACAUCUCUAAGUGCCCAAAAUCUCUCCCCUGCCCAUUACUCAGCUGUCACCCAUUCAAGGGCUGAAUACAACCCACAGUUAGACUACUACCCUCAUUUGUCAGAUCUAUAUUGUCCCAAGUUCCCCUCAUCCUAUCUAGAACCCAAAUCUCAGUACUACAGGUCAGUGCCAGGCUCCACCUCUGGACCUCUCUCACAGCCCCAGUUCUAA
Molecule: messenger RNA, 1101 nt
Organism: Macrosteles quadrilineatus (aster leafhopper)
Lineage: Eukaryota; Metazoa; Arthropoda; Insecta; Hemiptera; Cicadellidae
Product: protein Tob1-like
Exons: 2
Coding region: 1-1101 (366 amino acids)
Biological process (GO): regulation of gene expression
Cellular component (GO): nucleus; cytoplasm
Molecular function (GO): transcription corepressor activity
Source: RefSeq, a predicted model, not a curated record